This is a messenger RNA of Acanthamoeba castellanii str. Neff, 609 nucleotides long. RefSeq names its product NIF3 (NGG1p interacting factor 3) domain containing protein. The transcript is spliced from 6 exons. Lineage: Eukaryota; Discosea; Longamoebia; Acanthamoebidae. The record is from RefSeq and is a predicted model, not a curated record. Bases 1 to 609 code for a protein of 202 amino acids. Gene Ontology annotation, cellular component: cytoplasm; mitochondrion.
AUGGAGUUGGGCAAGCUGGUGGAGGUCCUCAAAUCGUUGGCCCCCGUAGAGCUGGCAGGGAGCUGGGACAACGUGGGUCUCCUCUUGCAACCUUCGCAGAGGAAAGACGUCUCCCUCAUCGUACUCACGAUUGACCUCACCGAGCAAGUUUUGGAUGAAAUCAUUCGCAUCAAGAAGGAGAAGGGGACGGAGGGAACGACGAUGAUCGUGUCCUACCACCCGCCCAUCUUUCAAUCGAUGAAGCGUCUCACUCAAGCCGACGUCAAGCAACGCAUCGUGAUUCGUUGCAUAGAAAAUCAGUGCGCCAUCUACUCGCCUCACUCUGCGCUGGACAGCGUGGCUGGCGGCAUCAACGACUGGCUUGCUGAAGGCCUGGGCGAGGGCCACAGCGAGGUGCUGCAGUCGCUCUCUUUCCCCAAGGAUAGCAACUACACCCACAAGGUGGUGGUCUACGUGCCCGAGGACUGCGUCGAUACUAUGCGAUCAGCGCUCGCCGACAUCGGAGUCGGGGCGAUCGGAGCGUACAAGCAGUGUGCUUUCUACAAUCCAGGCGUGGGCAGCUGGUUCGCCACUGACGCUUCGAAUCCAGAACCGGACCUUGACCCUUGA